AUGGAUUUGACGUCAGGGAGAGCCUGGAGGGGACCCCGCAACGAUCUGAACAACGCGUGGACAUUUGACAGGCCAGGCCCCUCCCUCUGGUACUCCCUUUCCCCAAGGGAUGAUCAGCAUGAGGCUCCUGCCUACCCGUGGACCUGCCUGUUUGACGCGACCCGACUUGCGCCGCCGGAGCUGCCCCUCCUUCCUGCCUUACCUGAGCUAAAGCAGCUCCUUCCUUGUAAGUUGCGACGGUUGUCUUGCUCCUGCCAAGCUUUGUAG
Messenger RNA from Colletotrichum siamense, 267 nucleotides. RefSeq lists its product as uncharacterized. Lineage: Eukaryota; Fungi; Ascomycota; Sordariomycetes; Glomerellales; Glomerellaceae. Bases 1 to 267 code for a protein of 88 amino acids. The record is from RefSeq and is a predicted model, not a curated record. The transcript is spliced from 2 exons.